Messenger RNA from Cololabis saira (Pacific saury), 1252 nucleotides. Its product is annotated as ovarian cancer G-protein coupled receptor 1-like. Lineage: Eukaryota; Metazoa; Chordata; Actinopteri; Beloniformes; Belonidae. The coding region runs from base 1 to 912 and encodes 303 amino acids. The transcript has 3 exons. Gene Ontology annotation, molecular function: G protein-coupled receptor activity. The record is from RefSeq and is a predicted model, not a curated record. Gene Ontology annotation, cellular component: membrane. Gene Ontology annotation, biological process: phospholipase C-activating G protein-coupled receptor signaling pathway; positive regulation of Rho protein signal transduction.
AUGGAGGAAUACAACAUCACUACUCCACUGGAUGACGAAUACUUCAAUUAUGACUAUGAUGACUAUGAUAACAUCACUGACAUCUUAGAUAUCGUCAUCAGUAACAGAGUCUCCACAGAUGUGGUGGGGUGGCUCAUCGUUUGCAUUGGAUUUCUUCUGACUUUCAUGGCCAUCUAUGCACUUUACUCCCUGAUUACAAUGGAUCACACCGUGCCAAUCUACAUCAUCAACCUCCUGAUCUCAGAUCUGAUUCAGCUCUGCUGCACGACUGCAGAAAAGAGCACAGGCAAGCUACAUUACAUCAACAUGCAUACGUACUAUUACAGCGUCUUGGUCAGCGUUGGAUUCAUGGUGUGUGUCUCCUUUGAAAGGUAUUUGGUCAUCGCUCAGCCAGUGUGGUACAGAUUCAGACGAAACAUCAAGAUACCUGUGGUGGUUUGUGUUGUAGUCUGGACCCUUCCUCUUAUUUAUCUCAUCCCUGUUUAUUUUCAACUUGACUUUCAGGUUGAAGCAACCAUUUUUGCCGUCUAUCUCCUCCUCCCCCUCCCCUUGUUUGUGCUUUCCCUGGUCGGGACCCUCAGAGCCCUGUCUCUAGCACGCAGAGUCCCUGCAGAUGAGAAACGACGAAUUGUGGCCAUUCUGGUUGUUGUGCUGCUCAUUUACAUUGUGCUGUUCCUUCCCACCACUAUCUGGUUCCUGAGAGAAGAAUUGAGAAAAAAUAUUUUAUAUUUCCACUUGACGCACACUUUUCUUGCUAUUAGUCCGCUAGCAGACUGCACAUUGUAUAUUUUCAUUAGAAAAAGUGCCAUAGACGAGCUUUUAGCCUCACUGUGUUGCUGUAAAAUGUACAACGUUCAAACGAACAGCAGAACCAAUGACAGCACAACACCUUCAUGUAGCCAAACCAUUUAGGUUUUAACAUUGCUUUUCAUGUUUUUGUAUCAUACAGAACAAACAUUUUGAUAAGUUCUACUGAUAAUUAGGAUGACGGUCUUAAAUAGUGUUGCACAUACAUUUUUCAUUAUUUUCUUAAUUUCUAUUUCUACACAUUCAGUCGUUUUGGUUUUCUAUGUGAAAAUGAAAUAUAUCUGUUCCUGAUAUUAAAGCCACAUACAUGAAGACACAAGAAAACAUAAAAUCGGUAGAUUCUGUUACUUUCUAAUGUAGCUCGGAGCUUUUUGUUAAAAAGACUUUUGUGGCUGUAGUGACCUUUAUUUUGAAAGUUACUUCACAGGAAAUGGUUAGAGAGAGG